AUACCAAUACUCAAACUAUAAAUCAAAUAUAUAACCAUGUCUACCGACGAACCAAUGGAAGAUGUUCAAGUUGCCCAAGAUGCACAAGAAAACGAAUAUGAUCUCGAAAAGAUCAAGCUUUUGCCUGGUGCAUCUGAAGACGGAACUGCUGCUUCAUUUCAAAUCGUGGAUGAGGAUCACACUUUAGGUAAUGCGUUACGUUAUAUAAUCAUGAAGAAUCCAGAAGUAGAGUUUUGCGGUUAUUCCAUCCCACAUCCUAGUGAAAACAAGUUAAAUAUUAGAAUUCAAACAUAUGGUAACAUUUCUGCUGUGGAAGCAUUGCACCAAGGAUUAGAUAACUUGAGUGAAUUAUGUACUGUGAUUGAAGAAAAGUUUAGUGAGAAGAUUGAAGCUGGUGGGUAUGCUACUGUUGAACCUUAAACGGGGUUAUUGAUGUUAUGUAGUUUUCUUGUACAUUAGGUGUUAUUUUGCAUGAAAUAUAAUAGAUAUUUCUUUAAUAUUGU
Molecule: messenger RNA, 503 nt
Organism: Spathaspora passalidarum NRRL Y-27907
Lineage: Eukaryota; Fungi; Ascomycota; Pichiomycetes; Serinales; Debaryomycetaceae
Gene: RPC19
Product: DNA-directed RNA polymerase core subunit
Exons: 1
Coding region: 37-420 (127 amino acids)
Biological process (GO): DNA-templated transcription
Cellular component (GO): RNA polymerase I complex; RNA polymerase III complex
Molecular function (GO): DNA binding; DNA-directed RNA polymerase activity; protein dimerization activity
Source: RefSeq, a predicted model, not a curated record